This is a messenger RNA of Neurospora tetraspora, 671 nucleotides long. RefSeq lists its product as uncharacterized. NCBI's taxonomy places the organism in Eukaryota, Fungi, Ascomycota, Sordariomycetes, Sordariales, Sordariaceae. The record is from RefSeq and is a predicted model, not a curated record. The transcript has a single exon. The coding region runs from base 374 to 631 and encodes 85 amino acids.
AAGUGUGGUGCAGUGACCACUCGCUGUCUUUGUUCAGUCCAAUCUCCUCUCUCUCCUCACGGCCACGGUCAAAACUUCGGAGCAGUCAGUUCUUCCGCUGCGAGGAGAGACAGUGAGCGUGAACAAGUUAAUCCCAUCCGACUUGGGAUAGUUUCAAUUCCUCAGGUACGUCCACGAGACGAGAAGAGACGAGACCGCAUGCCUUCAUUUUCAUUUCCAAUUGCCCCUCCAUCUUAUCUUUUAUACACUGCCCCAUCAAUGGCUUCCUUCCACUUAACACCACACAUUUGGAUCAUGGCAUUGGUUGCGCUUGCACUGUGACAUAGCGUCAAUCUUUCAAUCCUUUCUUGUAUCAAAACACCAAAGUUGCAACAUGGUCAUUUGGUGUCAUGCACUUUGGUUGUUGUUGACUUUUCUGUUGCGAUUUUAUUUUCUUUGCAUGCUCGCUGUGUUAGUUGCCCUAGAUGUCAACUACCACGGCAGUCUACCACUUGCCGGCCACCACCAUGUCCAUGUCCAUGUCCAUGUCGAUAGAAAACCCUCAAUUGAUCUUUCCAUUCACUCACUAUGGACUUGCGCACCACCAUUUCAUCCUUCUUGUUACUUUACAUGGUUCCCGUCCCAAUGCUAAUACUGAUGGUAAUCCAAAGUGACUCUUAGCCAGUUAAGCU